AUGGAUUCCGCCCACCUCCAUUCCUUAUGCAACUAUCCAAACCUUGCAAUUUUGCGAGCCGCACUACGAUAUCCUGAACGUAGUUGGGCCAAAUUGCUGAAAUUCGAGCCGACCUACCAAUACAGUGGUCGCCGUAAAGCCAGAGUAACUGACUUUCUUCUCGAAGACGCCCCAGAGCCGGACCCAACCUUGCCACAAAUAAGAUUAAUUCCAUUAACCGCUGAAGAGGAAAUGGCCAAGAAGAACAGACUAAGGGCGCUUCUGACCGAGACAAGCAGGCCCGAAGUACCGUUACCAAGCCAAACGCAGCCUGCCGUUGUGGCCCUCCCCUCACAACAGCCAUCUUCGUCGCGCCGAACCAAACGCGCGCGAACCACCGAGUCUGAACCAAGUUUGGUAGAAGAUGAGACUGCUGUUCCACCGAUUCUGCCAUCGAGCCCCCAACCGCAGCCUGCCGACCGAACUAUCACCAGCUGGGCACCAAAGCUUAGCUUCAACGACCGAGAUAUCCUUGAUGCUGAUUCGGUUGUCGCCGAAAAAGAUCACCAGUUGGCCUUUAGCCUGGCCAAGAGUGUGUGCCUCCCCAAGGAUAUGGAGCACCACCAGAAGCAGUUAAACACCGAACUAAAGUCCAUCCGGUCUGCCACAAAGUCCAUGAUCCUGGCAAUUCAAAAAAACUACAACACUCACAAGAAAGUGCUGGAACUCAGAAAAACUACAAGGCAAGCUGUGGCAGAAGCCGAAGUGAAGUCGGCCGAGGUAGAAGACAUCAAGAAGCAAAUGGCCGAGCUACAAGCUGAGAACAGCAGGCUAACCGGACUGGUUAGUUCGGCCGAAGCAGAAAGGCAGAAGGCUGCCAUAGCUCUGAAGGACAAGUACCUGCGCGAGCUUGUGAAGCUCGAAAGAAAGAAAGAUGUCGAAAUAUCCCAAGUGAAGGAGAACGCAAAAGAGGCCGGCAAACAAGGCUUCAAGAAGGCAGAGGAUGCUUAUGCCAAGCAAUGUAAUGCUGCUAAGGAGCUGUUCUUCAAAUACUCCGGUUGUUAG
This is a messenger RNA of Camellia sinensis, 1044 nucleotides long. The record is from RefSeq and is a predicted model, not a curated record. Lineage: Eukaryota; Viridiplantae; Streptophyta; Magnoliopsida; Ericales; Theaceae.